This is a messenger RNA of Lasiosphaeria miniovina, 2486 nucleotides long. RefSeq lists its product as uncharacterized. NCBI's taxonomy places the organism in Eukaryota, Fungi, Ascomycota, Sordariomycetes, Sordariales, Lasiosphaeriaceae. The coding region runs from base 102 to 2141 and encodes 679 amino acids. The record is from RefSeq and is a predicted model, not a curated record. The transcript is spliced from 3 exons.
CUUGGCUCUCGGGGGAGUGUCGUGCCUGAUUGACGCGUAGUCGUCGCCUUUAGGAAGACGAUCUUUUUGACCGUGGCCACCGGGCUGACUCGAAGAUCGUCAUGUCGUACAACCGCUCGAUUGACGCGUACGGGCGCCGUCCAAGCGGCGACGAUCGCCGCCCUCCCGACUACCGCAAUCGCUCCGACCGUCCCGACCGCCUCGACCGCCGCCGUGAGAGUUAUCGAGUAGACGACCGGCCCUCUGCCUGGGAACCCGACGGCUCUCCGCGGGAAAGCGGCGAUCCUACAUCUCUUCCGCCUCCCCACCUGCCCCCGAAACUUCCUGCGACCUAUGUUGCCAAAAUCGACACCAGCGCCAGCCGUCUGCGACCAGACCAUGGCGCCAAGUCAUCUUCUCCGAUGACACAAUCCCCGGUACAGGCUGAGGGCGGGAGUCCAGUGAGGACAAUAACCGAUAUAUUUAAGGAACUGACCACACUCGUCGUGGAAGAGGUCCGGCUCAGUUCUGAUCGGGAAAAGCUCGAUUCCAUCUUGGCCCAAAGACGGAUCGAGCACCAAAGAACUAUGUCCAAGCAUACCGAGUUCCCUUCCAUUCCCGAACUACAGAGUCGGUUCAGACUACGAGACAAACAGCAACGUGAUGAGGUGGAUGUGGAUUUGCGGAAGACUUGGGAGCAAAAGGAGAGAUUACUAGAGAAGUUGUCAUCUCGAGUAUUGCACGCACUACGAGAGGGCCACGUGGGUGAGACAAAAGCAACCCCCAAGGACCCCCAAAUCGAAAGUCGGAACAAUGAGUUUGCCCGCGAGUUAGAGUCUCUCAAGACUACACUCAACGACCGCGAAGAAAAGGCGAACAAGGCGAAGGAGGAGCUCCAAGCUCAGAUACAAAGCCUCAAGCAACAGCAUCAACAAGAACUCGAAAAUUUUAAGUCCGAAAUCACGCAGAGUUUUCAGUCUGAGAUGCAGAAAAUACGGAGCGAUGCUCAAGCGCAAACUGAGACAAUUAAACUGCUCCUGAGCGAGCAGUUAAAGUUUGACAAGCAUCUGCAAGAGACAAAAAUCCCAGAUACGGCACCGAUAGUUGCCGAGAUUUCCGCAUUACGCCAGAAAUACGAAUCUAGUAAUAAUUCCCUAUCGCGGAGGGUCGGCGAGCUUGACGGGCGUUUAUCCCAGCGUCAACAAGAAGACCAGAACCUGCAGAAUGCCGUGUCCUCUUUCCAGAGACAACUUGAGGAGCAAAACCAAAUACUCUCCAAUCAACAGAACAAACUAGACAACGUCGAUUUUGCGGUCCUGGAUACUGUUGCCGAGACAUUUUCUUUCCAGUGGCCCGAGCUUCAAGGGCAUGUAGGACAGCUCCAGGCUGACAUCGGCAACAUUACGAAAGCGAUCCGAACUUUUAGUCUCAAACCGGACCUGCCACCCGCACUAGCACCCGCACCAGCACCCGCCUUGGGACUGAGUGAUCAGGCGCAGUUUAUGAACAAGGUCAAAACAUUCCAGGACGAAAUGAUGGCCAGGAUUGGAGGCAUGAUAGAUGACCAGAGGAACGUGACCGAAGGCUAUGAUUUACGGAUUAAGGUGCUGGAAAAGGCCAUGGCCCCUGUCUUGACUGCCCCGGAAAUCGAUUCACUGAAAGCCGAGGCAAAUAGGCUUGCCAAAGAAAUCAAGGUGAUAUUUGACCGACUAGAGGAAGCGAACAGGGCCGUCAAGAGGGUCACCGAGGACAGUACGGAGACUACCAAGUUUCUCACACAUCAAAUCACGGUGUUGGACUCGCAAUAUAGCAAUCUGUCGACUAAGGCGCUCGCUGAGCAUAUCAUCAGACAACUGGAGCAUGUCUACUCCACGCCGAGCCAGAUGAUGGCCGACAUUGGUAGCCUAUCCAAGCAGGUUCAGGAGAUCGAUGUUGGCGGAAUAAAAGCGAAACUGCUCAAGAUUGAAAAAGACCAGGAGAAGCUAGCUACCGACCUCACGGGCCUUGCCGGCUCGGUUAAGACGAAAUCCGAUUCGCAACAAAACGGGGGUUCGAAGGAAUGGGGCAGACAAGUCGAGGAUCUGGCUAGACAGGGGCAUAAAAGAAGACGAGUCGACUCGAGCGCUAAUGGCGCCGUCAUCUAUGCUAGCGACGAUGGAUAGUCGAUUGCUGAUUUUUUUGUAUCGUCAGAUGCUGAAGGCUUGUGGAUGACGCAUGUAUGGGCACAUGGUUGAGUCCAGGUAAAAAUAUAGAGAUACCCUGUUCGCUAGUCCUAUCUGUCAUUAGAGUGCAGGAAAAGGAGGUAGUUGGGCAAAAGGGGGCGGGUGUUUGGUUGCUGUUGGAGUCAUUGGUCGGGGAUAAUAAAUAAAUACCUAGCUAGGUAUACUCGUUGUCUAAUUGCUGAGGAAGGCGAAGCAGGACACACAAAUUGGCCCGCAACGGCGUGAGCAUUUGAGUCAUUCUCUUGAACUCGGUGUCGACGCGUUGGGGAGUCUGGCUCACCAGCC